Lecanosticta acicola is the source of this 822-nucleotide messenger RNA. The record is from the annotation of a GenBank genome assembly. Lineage: Eukaryota; Fungi; Ascomycota; Dothideomycetes; Mycosphaerellales; Mycosphaerellaceae.
AUGCCUUCUUCUUCUUCUUCUUCUUCUUCCUCCUCCUCCUCCGCCUCCCUCUUCCUCACCCUCCUCACCCUCGCCUCCACCGCCCUCGCCGGCCCAACCUGGCGCCCCUUCCAGAUCCCCUCCCUCACCACCCACCAGCCCAACGGCAACCCGGACGGCCAGACCAACUACUACCACCUCAUCUUCAACCUCUCCUCCACCAACUCCCACUCCCUGCAGACGGGCCACUGCUGGGCCUCCUGGGGCGACAACUCCUGGGCCCAGCCACAGGCCUACUCCGUCGAAGCCCCCACCGGCGGAUGGCUGCAGUGCGAUGCCCCUGGUGCCGAUUUAGGUGCCGGAGGCAGCGUCUUCAGCUUCAAGCUCUUUGAGUACUUUUCUAUUGGCAAUUUCAGUCUCGAAGUUCGCGAGGAGCUGUGGGGGAAUGAGACGAGGUAUGUUCUUUUUUUUUUUCAAUCUUUUUCUCCAUUCACCGAUCUGUUGUUGGUAGAUAUUGGUGGUGUUGUUAUUUAUUAUGGUUUUUAUGGUUUUUAUUAUGGUUAUGCUUAUUAGGGGGGGGUUGUUGUUAUUGUUAUUGUUAUUGUCAUGGUUGUGGUCAUGGCUGUUACUAUUAUUGUGGUUAUCAUCGCAGACGCUAACUUUCUUUCUCCCAACAGUCUAUACGGAUGGGCACACAUCACCAACCAGACGACUCUCGCAUGCGACAUCCAAGGCGCCGAGGUGAAAUACCUGCAGCACGCGCACGGCGACUGCAAUCUCGCGCAGGGCCAAGCGCCCUUCUACGUGGCUGCCUUGCCCUGGGAAUGGAAGGGUUGGUAUUAG